Molecule: messenger RNA, 543 nt
Organism: Octopus sinensis (East Asian common octopus)
Lineage: Eukaryota; Metazoa; Mollusca; Cephalopoda; Octopoda; Octopodidae
Exons: 2
Coding region: 1-543 (180 amino acids)
Source: RefSeq, a predicted model, not a curated record
AUGUUAUAUCAUGUAGAUUCCGAAGACUUGUACUUAACUCUAAAAAUCGCAUCGAAGCCAUUAUCACACUGGAACUUCCAAUCUCAUACUGUACGUCGUGCAUUAUUACAAUUUCCCAAUUUGGAAUCAAUUAACAAUAAUCUGCACGAUGACGACCUUGUAUUGUAUGCUGAACAUUUGAAAAACUUGAAUGAUGAUACGUCAGUUCGGUUUAACGACCUACUGAAGUUAAAUGUACUGCGUUGGGUGACACUUCCUUUUGAAGAUAAUGUUGCUAAUGUGGAUAUCUGUUUGCAGGAGAAUCUCAUUGAAUUGCAGAAUGAUGAAAUAGUUCAGGCAAGAUUUAAAGACGGGAAACAUAAUCUAUGUAAAAGUAAUGACACUACUACACAGUAUCUACUACUCUGGGAGAAAGCGCAGCUGUACGUUACUGCCUUUACUGCUUAUCUUGUUGAAUCUGGUUUCACCCGUGUUACUAACUUACUGUCAAAAGAUCGUAAUCGACUCGAUGCUGUACACAAUGUAGGAGCCGAAUAUUGCUAA